AAAUCGCAAAAAAAAAUAUCUACCGCGAAUACAAGCGAACUUCGUUAUCUCGAAACUUUUAUUUACUCACUUUUUUAUACAUUCCAUACCUUUUUUCCUUAUUUUUUCGCAACAUCAUGUCCAAGCUGAAGCUUAAUUUAAUAGUUGCUGCAUGCAGAAAUCGCGGAAUUGGCAUUAAAGGAGAUCUUCCAUGGCAUUUGAGAAAGGAACUUCGUCAUUUUUCAAAUACAACGAAGAAAAUCAAUGAUCCUUCAAAGACAAAUGUUGUAAUUAUGGGUCGAAAGACAUAUUUUGGAGUUCCCGAGGAUAAGAGACCUUUGAAAGAUCGUAUUAAUAUCGUUUUGACUCGUAAUAAGGAAGAAUAUUCGUUCCCUGAGUCAGUUUUGGUUUUUUCGAGUCUUCCAGAGGCGUUGAAACACUUGGAAGAAUCAGAAAUUGCUCCGAAAAUUGAAAAUGUUUGGAUUGUCGGGGGAUGUUCGGUGUAUGAGGAAGCAAUGCGAUCAGAUAGAUGUCACAGAAUUUACUUCACGGAUGUUCAGGGAGAGUUUGAAUGUGAUACAUUCUUCCCUGAAAUCGGAAAUAAUUUUAAAAUUGUGCCGAAUGAUCCGGAAAUACCGAGCGAAGUACAAGAAGAGAACGGAAUUAAGUAUCAAUACAAGAUUUAUGAAAAAGUUUAAGGCAUUCCGGUAAAAUAAAUAAUUUUUUUUGAUUAUUUUUUAACUACAAA
Culicoides brevitarsis is the source of this 727-nucleotide messenger RNA. RefSeq names its product dihydrofolate reductase (gene Dhfr). The transcript has 2 exons. Gene Ontology annotation, molecular function: dihydrofolate reductase activity; NADP binding. Gene Ontology annotation, cellular component: mitochondrion. Bases 117 to 677 code for a protein of 186 amino acids. The record is from RefSeq and is a predicted model, not a curated record. NCBI's taxonomy places the organism in Eukaryota, Metazoa, Arthropoda, Insecta, Diptera, Ceratopogonidae. Gene Ontology annotation, biological process: folic acid metabolic process; tetrahydrofolate biosynthetic process; glycine biosynthetic process.